Molecule: messenger RNA, 1047 nt
Organism: Olea europaea var. sylvestris
Lineage: Eukaryota; Viridiplantae; Streptophyta; Magnoliopsida; Lamiales; Oleaceae
Product: phosphate metabolism protein 8
Exons: 7
Coding region: 113-820 (235 amino acids)
Source: RefSeq, a predicted model, not a curated record
GCAAAUGCAUAACGGCCCUUCCCCAUUCGAUCAAUUCCUAUAAAAAUCCUCUCUAAACCAUCAAAUUCAAACCCAUUUUACUGUUUCUCUUCUUCUCUCUCAUUUCGCGCUCAUGGAUUCUUCUUGCAUUCAGUCCACGUCUUGCCCUUUUGAUUGCAUCGUCUUCGAUUUGGACGACACCUUGUAUUCUUCCAAAACUGGAAUUGGUCAAGCGCUUAAACGAAACAUUGAUGAUUUUCUAGUCGAGAGAUUUGGAUUUCCAGGGUCGCAAGCUCCAACUCUUCGCGCAGAGCUCUUCAAAAUCUACGGAAGCUCCCUUGUUGGUCUCAGGUCAUUAGGCUAUGACGUUGAUGCCGACGAUUAUCACAGUGUCGUGCACGGAAGAUUGCCGUAUGAUUUGAUCAAACCGGACGCUAAAUUGCGGGACCUCCUGCAAACCAUCAAACAAAGGAAAAUUAUUUUUACUAAUUCUGAUAAAAUACACGCGAUGAAAACAUUGGACCGUCUUGGAAUCAAAGACUGUUUUGAGCAAAUUAUUUGUUUCGAGACAAUGAAUCCGAAUCUGUCGAAAUCAACAACUCCGGUGGUGUUGAAGCCUUCAAUGGAGGCCAUGAAGACUGCAAUUGAUGUUGCAGGAGUUGAUCCUCGGCGCACGUUGUUUUUGGACGACAAUUUGAAAAAUGUUGCUGCUGGGAAGGCUCUUGGGCUCCGAACAGUUCUGGUAAGUCAAAAAUUUAUCCCUACCGGUUUUCCUUUUGCCGCACGUAGUAUUAAUAUAAAAUUUGAAUUGUAUAUACUUAUAUGUAAUGAUGUGUCAUGAUACGCUCGUACAACUGUCUAUAAUGGUCAAAGACCCACGUUUUAGACGUAUGCACAUGAAAAACAGUCCAUAACAAGAGAUAACCCACAUUGUACACCAUACGAUGCAACACGGUCUUUUAACGGCCAAAGACCGACAUUUGACGUGAUACAAGUGUGGUAACGUGCCACGACCCACAAAAUUUUACUUUGUGAUUCAUAAUAAAUAAAUGCUACUCAUGGUAUUGA